UGCGCGCGCGGAUGGUCACAUGACCACGGGCGUUAGGAAAGCAGCAGCAGCAGCAGCGGCUCUUGAAUACCGACACACCAAGCGGAGAAGAGUUUACUCAGCUCCAGAGCUCGCUUACAAACUUCACACAGCUCUCAGGAUCUCCGUUAUAAACCGCUACUACAAAUCAUUUUGCCAAGAGCUGGAGGUCCAGAGAGGUCGAAUGGCCUGGAAAUAGCGUUACUACUGACGGCUACAAUCUUUGAGAGUAACCAAAACAAAUCUGAGCGGUCAUGCGGGAGUCCGGACAGUUUGUGGAUUUUUUUCUGACCUUUACAAAUCGCGCACAAUAGUGAUCUGAAUUUCGGCGUGUUUCACAAGUCUGUGUUUGUGUUAAACUGUUGAACAGAUAUUUAUAUUUAUUUUUUAUUUUUUUGCAAGCGAGACACUCUGUCGAGAAAAUCUGACUCAAAGCGGGACUUCGCUGGAGAAAUAAGGACUGAAGAGGAGACCUCUUGAAAGCGCCUGUGUGGAGGAGUCUGGUGGAGUCUCUUCUCCUCUUCAUAACACUGAUUUUUCUGACAUUUAAAGCAGACGUUUUUUAAAUAUGGUGGGGGAAAUGGAAACAAAAGAGAAGCCCAAGCCGAGUCCUGACUAUCUCAUGCAGCUGAUGAACGACAAGAAACUGAUGAGCAGCCUGCCUAACUUUUGUGGGAUUUUCAACCAUCUAGAGCGGCUUCUGGACGAAGAGAUUGGCCGGGUACGGAAGGACAUGUACAAUGACACACUGAACAGUAGUACAGACAAAAGGACAUCGGAGCUCCCAGACGCCGUGGGGCCUAUUGCACAGCUCCAGGAGAAACUUUAUGUGCCUGUAAAAGAAUAUCCAGACUUCAAUUUUGUGGGGAGAAUCCUCGGCCCACGUGGGCUCACUGCCAAACAGCUGGAAGCUGAAACAGGCUGCAAGAUAAUGGUGCGAGGCAAAGGCUCCAUGAGAGACAAGAAGAAGGAGGAGCAGAACCGUGGAAAGCCUAACUGGGAGCAUCUGAACGAGGACCUGCACGUGCUUAUCACAGUUGAAGACUCACAGAACCGUGCUGAGAUAAAACUCAAGAGAGCCGUGGAGGAAGUUAAGAAGCUGCUUGUCCCUGCAGCUGAAGGUGAAGACAACUUGAAAAAAAUGCAGCUGAUGGAGCUGGCAAUUCUCAACGGCACCUACCGAGAUGCCAACAUCAAAUCACCAGCCUUGGCUUUCUCUUUGGCUGCCAGUGCCCAGGCUCCUCGCAUCAUCACCGGCCCCUCCCCAGUGAUGCCCAGCGCAGCUCUGCGUACUCCUGCCCCUGCUGCUCCCACCCUCAUGCCUCUCAUCCGACAGAUCCAGACCUCUGCUCUCAUGCCUGCUGGCACCCCUCACCCCACUGCCACCCUGGUGCCCCAGACCCCCGAGUCGGGUAUUAUCUACACCCCAUACGAGUAUCCCUAUACUCUGGCCCCUGCCACCUCUAUCCUUGAGUAUCCCAUUGACUCCAGUGGUGUAUUAGGUAUGGCCUUCCCCACAAAAGGCUAAUAGAGUUGGUGGACAGUCUGCAUUCCUCAAAAAUGUUAACUUUUUGUUAUAUCUAGCAGUUGCAGAACAACAAAACAAAAACCCCCUAAUAGUUUGUUAACUAAAAACAAUAGACAAACCAAGACGAAAAAAAUCAUUACUACUGAUGUUUACACUGGUUUUAACUUCCCAGAGUUUAUUCUUUUUUUAACUUUGGAUUAUUUUGGUUUGUCUUUGACUUAUGAAAUAAUUCUAAAUUAAGAAUACAUACAAUAUUAAUGAUUUUUAAUAAAGUAAAUUUGUCAUUAUCACUGUGCUUUGAAUAUCCUCGUACAGUUUGAAACCAUGUCAGCUACAUUCCCUGUGCUUGCUUCAUCUCUGAGUGCUCUCAAAGUAUUAUCAGUAUUAUAGCUGACUCUGUGUUAUAAAAUGUAAUUAUAAGUGAAGCACUUGCAGUGUGCCAAUGUAAAUCUAGCUAUAAGAUUCUGUGUGAAAUUAAUCUAUCUUAGUAAAAGAAGUGUGUCCUUUUUUUAGAGAGAGAGAGAGAAAGAGAUGGUUCCAAGGGCUCUGUUGUCAUAGUUCAGGAAGUGAAGCAAUAUGAAAACUUGUCUUAUGUCACCUCCUAGAAAUACUUGGGGUGUUUGCAAAUUCCAAUGGAAGAUUUCUGCACCAUGAAAACAAAGCCCUUAAGCUUCUAAUGAAUUUCAUUUUCACUUAUUUUUGUGAUUUACUGGUGUCUUACAAGCUUGAUGUGGAUGUAUUUUGUUUAGUUAUUUUUCAGUGUUUUGUUGUUGUGUUGUAAUGAUUAAUGAUCUGAUGUUACUUUCUAUUUUAUUGGUAAUAUUACGUUCUAAGCAGGUGCAGUGACUACUAAAGUACGAAGGCAGGAUAUGCGCGUCCAUCCUUACCAAAGGGUUGUGACCGCAGAAAGAGGUUAGUUUAGCCCCAGUGUUCAAGCAAUACUUGUGUGUGUGUGUGUGUGUGUGUGUGUGUGGGGAGGUUUCUUCCACUUUCAGUCUUAGUUCAAACUGAAUAUUUCAUCUUAUUUAUGGACAUUUUCAUCAUCCACAAAUAUUCAACCAUUAUUAUCGUUCUUCACGUAUACUGAUACUCUUAGUUCAUGACACAUAUCACAACUUAUAUGAAAGGUAUUGAAAUUAGAAGUGUGUGUGUGUAUGCAAGUGUGUGAAUGUGUGUGUUUAUGCAUGUUCACAAGUUGGGGAUGUACUGACAACGGUGGCAACAAUGAAUAACACUAUAUUUAGUUCAUAAACACAUACAUAUAAAUAUCAUCAUUAAGCUCCUGUUAGAACGGUUAUGUAAGUAAUGUAAUAUUAAGCAGUUGUUAGCACUUAAGCCAAUUCAGAUCUUAAGUACCUGCAUACGAUUAGCCUGAGAUGAUGCAUAAGCUCGAUUUACACCUUGUGUUAACAUGUGAUAUCUGAAUAUCGACCCGAUUAUUUCAUUAUGCCGUUAAUCUGACUAGCAUCAGAAGUCCAGUGUAGGAGAUGUGUCUGUAGUUAUCCACAUGGCAGGAGAAGAAGUUAAAUGUAGGAUUACAUGUAGACGAUUAGUGGCAUAAAUUGUGAGAUUUGUAAAUGUGGUUGUAUCCUGUGGGAUUCUCUGUAAUCCCAGCCUGAUGUUACCAUCCUGUACAUCUUGAGAUCCAACCCUAGUGCAUAUCUGAUAACCUCAUGAGGUCACUUUCUCCAAAAGCACAUGUUAAUACACGGUGUAAAACAAGCUCUAAUGACACUUUUAUAAAGCAAGGUAUAAGUGUUACAUCCAGGAUGGCUUCACAGGUGGAUUUAUCACACUGCAUGUUUCGGAGGUAAAUUCUUAAGCUAUUAGAGGAAGAGUUAUUUGGGUUGUUCAGAGUUAAAUGGACUGUUUACUAGAGCUCUAUUACACUGAUGACCAUGGGAUGACCUUAUGGCUCCCAGUCAAUGAAGGCUGAUGGAGCUUACUUAUUAGCUUCUCUCUUUCUUUCUCUCAUUUAGUUUCCGUUGAGUUCACCUUCUGUGUCUUAGUGUUUCAUUUUUUUUUACUCUUAAAUACAUUCAUGUCUAGCGUCUUCCAUUCAGCCAGUUUUAUCUCGUGCCUGAAAAUCUGUUUUUACUUUUUCCUGAUUAAUUUAUAAAAGGGGAUAUUUUUUUUUGUUUAUUGACCAUGUUUACAAGAAUAAGUCUGUUAUUUGAAGACCAACAUAAUUACAAAUAAGUGUAACACAUUUAAUGUAAAAUUGAUCAACAAGCAACAAUAUUCACCGUACUGUAGUAAACCCAGUAUUGCAUCUUAUGCAAUAUUACAUCAGCCUUGCAGAGCAUGUUUAGAAGCUUUUCCUCAGCAAAAUUACUUUAAUACAGAAAAUUAAGGCCAUUGUGUAACAUUCUGCAUACAGUUUAUAUAUAUGUGUGUAUGUAUACAUAUAUAUAUAUAUAUAUAUAUAUAUAUAAUAUAACUGUAGCAGGCCACUGUAACUUUAUUGUUUUGACCAAUUUUAUUUGUGAUCACAUUUCAUUUUUAUUUAUAUAAUUUCACCUAAUUUGUAUUUGAUGAACCUGUGACCUUUUUUAUAAUUACUGCUCUUAUUAAGGCUUUUACCAGGACCAUAUUUAUAGCAAAAGUAAAACAUAUCUAAGGACUCAGCUUUCAGAGAUGGCUCAAUAAUGAAAAAAUCAAACUAUUUGGGUUUAUGGACUCGUUAUAUAAUAUCAAUGGUUCCUAAAAGUUAAAUGUAAUGGUAAUUGUAAGAUUACUGAUUUGACAUUGAAUUAAAAAAUUAGCACUGUAAAAUCAUAACACAUAACCGACAAACAAAACUCACUAGAUUAAUGAAAAACAAUUGUGAAAUUGCACAAAAUGUCAAAAUAUCUCAUCUGACCUACUGCCCAUGACCUUACAUGAUGUCUUUGAGUCAUAUUAUUAAGAAAUAUCAUAAUGAAAAUCAACACGUGAGCUGUGCCACUUGCGGAGUUAAAACUCUUUAGGAUUCUCACUACCUUUUAAAGUUUAACUACUUAUUUCAUCACAAUUUCACGGAUUAAUGAAGAUCGUCACAUUAUUUAAAAAGGUUAUAAUUAGCUACAGCACAGCAGCUCAAAAUAGCAAAAUGUCACCGAUGUAAAGGUCAAUAAGCAUAACACAAAGGUCAUGGUCAGUGUCACAUGGGGGAAAUUGACAGUAUAUUAUGAAGGGUAUGAAUCGUUUGGGGAGGAGAGCCAUCAUAAGUUCCAAAUCUGAGCAGACUUCUAUAUUAAACUCAACACAGCUGAUAUUCAGAGUGCAUCCUAUUACAUUCCAAGCGCGAUAUGCUGUGCUUAUGAACUCUUAAUAACUCCCCGUACUGAAAUACCUCUUCAUAAACAUACAGCAUAUAGUUUGCACUGAAUCUCUUAAAUCAACAGAUCUUUGUCUGUUAUUAGACAGAGCAAAACAGUGUCAGGAAAAAAAAGACAGACAGAAGAAACCUCAUAGGUUAGAUUUCUUUGUGAUGGACAAAGGACAGGGUGGUGGACUGGGCUGGGACCGAGGUUUUUCAAGCUCUCCGAUCACCACAAUAUUGUCAAGCGUGUCCUUUCUGUAAGAGUUAAACUGAUGAGAAUUCUGUGAUGUUAUUGCGAAACCCGUACCUUUUCUCUUGGCACAGUAUGAUCAGAUGAACUGAAGAAAUAUUCCAUAUUCUAUGUUUUGGUUUAUUGUAAAGUUCUUUGCUUUUUUUAUUAUUAUUAUUAUUAUUAUUAUUAUUAUUAUUAUUAUUAUUGUUGCCAUUGUCUUAUUUGGAAAAAAAAAAACAGUAUUUACUUGCGUAGUGUUUUUCUAUUACGUUUAUGAAAACAAUAUUUCUACAGCAUCAAACAUUUAUGAAAUUCAGAUUAUAUUGUAUAUGUGAAAAAUAGGAAGUAUAUGCUAGAGAAAAAUGCAGAACAUGUUUCUAGAGGCUCAGAUAUUAUAGAAAUUACAAUGAUUUUCUGUAGUACAUUUUAUAUUCUCUGUCCUAUGAAAUAUUGUAGUUUUGUCUAUUUUUUAUUUCCUCAUUAUUCUCCACCUCCGCCUUCAGCAGUCGUUUUGGUGUUCUGUUUCGUUAGCAUUGUGUUUUUUGUAUUAUUGUAAAUAGACAGAUUUUAAAGACAAUAAACUUUGCUUGAGUCAAAAAUGACCUUUUUUUUGUAUUCUGCAAGGGAAAACGCAGUCUUUAUUAUUAUUUUUUUUCUAUAUCUCUUGAUUUUCUGCAAUCACAUCUCUUUAACUACUCAUGAAUUCAAAUCCAUUAUCACUAGCAGCUUUCAUGACUUUGGACUGAAUGAGCACUGUAAUGCUUAAUAGCAGUCAGAGAACAAGCCACUCAUUUAUUUACCUCCUGAAUCGGGUCUAGAGAUCAUAUUCACCUAUCAUAUUUUGACUGCUACUAACCAUUAAGUGGUGGUUUAAUUUUUGAAUUCUGUAAUUGAUUCACCUCUCUGCUUCUUUAACCAUUUUCACCUGGGAGUUUGGGCUUUUGUGUGAAAUCAUGAGGCCGUCAUGAUUUUGCCGUAUUUAAUGUAGAUAUUAAACAGUUUCUCUGACAGUAGCUCUGAUUAGUAAUGUCAUGUUGUCAUCUGACUGUCACUAGCGGACACUAAUCUCCUUCUCUAUCUUUUUUUCUUUUGUGUCCUCCUAUGUGUCCUUUCUUUUGUUUUGUUUUUUUCCCCUUUACGUACCUGUCUGUCCGUUUGUUUCCUAACCACCCAGCUGCCACCGGCAACUAACCAAUGACCCUCUGAGCUCUCAACUCUUCACCCAAUGAUGACCUGACCAUUGCCUGUGUGCUGACCAGUUCUCUGGCUCUCGUCCUUCACUUGUCUCGUACUCGCAGCCUGCUGGUGAGCAACGAAUCAGAUCGAAUUCUCUAAAUUCAACACAACACAGCACAGCAGUGACAGUCCCCCUGAACUCAACCAUACAUCUGUGGACCUCCAGGGUCAGGUGAUCUAGUCUCCACAGCCUACACUGCAGCAAGAUAAAAGCAAUAAUAUGGUUCGGAAUGCCAUGUACAAGCAGUUUUACACACACAGACACACAUUUUUCAGUUUUCCUAGUAGAAUCUAGAGAUUGAGCAUUAAGCUGGAGCUUUGAUUAGGUUGUGGAGACACGCAGGACUGAAGCUUUGCGGCUGUGUAAUUGUGUUCACGUGGAUCAGGGUGUUGGUUUGCGAGAGUACGAAGAUGAGCAGGGGAAGUCUGCGGACGUUUUUGAAGAUAAUUCAAAAUUAAAAUGUACACUGAGAAAGUAAAAGCCAUUCUCGCCCAUCAGCAUCUUGAGCGCAAAUAGAAUAAAAUGCAUUUAUAAAUAAGAAUAAUUUUACAAGCACUGAAUACUAGCUCAUGCAUUUUUGAUAUGAGGGUGCUGCAGGUGAAAUUACUCUAUUUUUCACAAUAUCUCUCUUUUUUGUUUUUCAUUUUUUCCUUUUUCUUUUCUUUUUUUUUUUUACGAAACAACAGUAUGUGAUGUCAAAAUGUACAAAAUGAACAAAGAAGAAAAAGAUUUAUUUCUUUACAAAAUGGAACGAUUUUCGAGACCAAAAUGUCUUUUUUAACUUUUAAAAGUGCCUUAUUUUACAUGAUCAAUGUGGAUGAAUGAUAUCCAUCACUGUUUAUGACAACAUAUCGAUUAUAAUCAGCUCCUCCGUUUCUUUAUUAGGAAUGGAAUGGAAUGCAAAAACACACCCGGCAAAUUAGCCAUUUUUUUUAUUUUUUAUUUGAUCUUAUGUUAACAUUUACGCAUAAUUAUUUCUAACUCAUGUAUACAGUCGUGCCAUGUGUUAACGUGUGACAGCGUAUAUUGGCUACUGGUUACUUUGUGAUAUUCACUCUGGUUCAGCAGUAACGUCUGCUCCACCAUUAUGAGGCUCACGUCAGAACAUUUAUCAACAUCAACAAUAAAAGAGAGAGAAGGCUUUAGUUAUUUAGUCACAGUUUCUCAGAAUUAGCCGUGUGAGACGGACUUGUUGUAGAAGGCGACUUUUUUUUUUUAUUGUACACUAUUAAGAAGUGAACUGUGGAAAAAAAACAAAAAAUACAAAUAGCAUCUUAAAACUAGAACUCUAUGCAAUCGAGUUGCUCUUGCCAAGUUACGUGACGUUUUUCAGCAGGUCUUCCAGAUUACAGAGCCAAGCAUUAACCAGGAAACGAUUCGAUUAGAAACUCAAUCGAGAAUAUGGAGAUUACUUUUAUUUAAUUUGUAAAAUGAUUAACAAGAAUAAUCGUGGUUGUUAUAACUGGAUCUCUUUUCUGUUACUUUUGUAUGUAGUGCCACAUAUUAAGUACUGUUUAAAUGUCUAGAAAAUCUGUUAUGUCCUUUUUUUUCUUCUUUUUCUUCUUUCUUUCUUUCUUUCUUUCUUUCUUUUUUUUUUACAUGUGGGAAUCAGCACAGGAAAAUAUUUAGAAUCAAUUUCUCAAUUAACUUCAAAACUGGAGUUUCUAACUUUGACCUGUUUCAUUUGUUUUUAUGAGCAGUAUUAUAUUAUAAGUUCGGGUGAAUAGCUCUGUGUGUGUGUGUGUGUGUCUGUGUGUGUGUGUGCGUGUGUCUGUGAGUGUGUGUGUGUGUGUUUGAUUCCAUGAAUAUGAUCUACACCAGUCAACUGCACCUCCCUUUUUUAAGCAGUCAUGUUUAUUCCAUUGGAAAUGUCUGGUCCUAUUUAUAACCAUUGUAACAACUAUAAAAAAUGUAUUUUUCUAUCACAUUUUGUAUGUAUGAAAUAACAUUAAAUCAUGUUUUCUGAUAUGAACUCUUAUGCCUUAUUACAGAAAUCGAGAGGUUUUUUCAGUCCAUCAUGAUUUGUGUUAUUCCAUGGAAAUCUGGUGUUAGAAUAUCAUAUCAUCAUUUAAAUACGGACAAAAUGCCAAUGAGGUUAUUAUUAUUAUUAUUAUUAUUAUUAUUAUUAUUAUUAUUAUUUUGAGUUAUAGAACAAUAUUAUUUAAUGCCCAGCAUAAUGUUGUAGCCAUUGCUUCAAUUCCCUUUUUAAUUUAGCGUAAUCGAGUUUGCUGGGCCACUUGGUUUGUCUUUUUGAGUUUUAGUGUUGCUUGACUUCUGUGCCUUUCUAUGUAAAGUGUGAGCUAAUAACAGUUUUGUUUAUAUAAUCUGAUUAAUCUUUUCUUGCCUCUGGUACUAACAUUCAAAGAUCUUUAUCUUUAACCACUUUGAUAAUUUGUCUGCUUUGAAUCUUUUCAAAUCAAAUUGUGUGAAAUUAAGCUGAAGAGUGUUGAACUGACAUUUUAAAGACUAAACUCUGUACUGAAAAGCAAUAGCAGGAUAUUAAAAAUCAUAGUUUUAAAAGAAACUAACUUUGUCGCUCUUUCUCUUGUGCUUUUUAUGUGCCGAUACACAUACUAAUCUUAGCUAGGGUUACAGCAGGCCUGGUGUGUAGCUGAUGGCAGUUUGAACUGUUUCAGCUGUCCCAUGGGUGUUUCGGCAGCUGCGAAAUAUCAUCCUCCACGGCCUAUUGUAGACAAUAAAUGUGAUUGUUAAAGAAAGAGCACUGAGCGUGAAAGAAAAAUAGUAUACUUGGUUAAGCUUUGCAAAAAGAACUUACACUCACAUGGCACAAAUCUGCUGUCUUUUACUUUGUUUUCUUACCACUUAUCAUCUGUUUGUGUUUUCCAUCCUUGCUGUGUGCUCAGUUGCUGUUUUAGUUCCACACUAAAGAGAGAUGUAGGACCAACUGCUCAUCACAGUCAGUAUCUCACUGGAGUACAGAUGUGAAUCAAACUGGUUCCAGGUUUUGAAGGAGAUUGGGGAAUAAAACAAUUUCACACAGCCAGGAAACCAGAAUGACAUCAGCAUGUAUUAUAUAUGAUAAACCCAGUACCACACCCAUCAUCUGCUGUUUUCCUCACAUGUUCAGCUGGCUUGUACACUUGCAUUAACAUUAUUAUUUCAAUUACUUUUUUUAUGAUGAAGGCACAUGGAGGAAAUGGAGAAAACGGCUUUAUUCUGUCCUCAGAAUAUCCUAGUCUCUUUCAGUAUAUCUAUGAUCACUGACUUUUGGCUUUAAAUACACAUCUAAACAUACGGCUAAUGUUGCGCAAACAUGUUUAAUGGAAAGAGAGGAAACUGUUUAAAAAGGUUCCUUAAAUUUGUCCUAGCUCAGGUAAGUCAACAGGUUGAUAAGUUCAUUCUCUGGAAAUUCUUGCUUCCCAUUAUAAGGUUAGAUGUGUGUUGUUGCUUUGAGAGUCACACAAACAUACUGCAAAACCCUGAUCAGCAGACAGAAAUAAUGGCUGUACAAAAAAAAAAACCCAAACAAGCGUAAAAGUCCUACAGAAAGAAA
Molecule: messenger RNA, 9833 nt
Organism: Hemibagrus wyckioides
Lineage: Eukaryota; Metazoa; Chordata; Actinopteri; Siluriformes; Bagridae
Gene: qki2
Product: QKI, KH domain containing, RNA binding 2
Exons: 7
Coding region: 587-1546 (319 amino acids)
Biological process (GO): regulation of mRNA splicing, via spliceosome
Cellular component (GO): nucleus
Molecular function (GO): mRNA binding
Source: RefSeq, a predicted model, not a curated record